Molecule: messenger RNA, 786 nt
Organism: Fomitiporia mediterranea MF3/22
Lineage: Eukaryota; Fungi; Basidiomycota; Agaricomycetes; Hymenochaetales; Hymenochaetaceae
Exons: 6
Coding region: 1-786 (261 amino acids)
Biological process (GO): positive regulation of transcription by RNA polymerase II
Cellular component (GO): nucleus
Molecular function (GO): zinc ion binding; DNA-binding transcription factor activity, RNA polymerase II-specific; transcription cis-regulatory region binding
Source: RefSeq, a predicted model, not a curated record
AUGUCUCAUUCACUGCCCUACUCCAUCCCGUACAUUACGGCUCCAGCACCACAGUACAUGCUGCCGACGCACCCGCACCAAACGCACAUCCCGGGUGCCGUGCAUAUGGUCUCUCCUGCUCAGAUAAGAACCGAACAACCGCAGCGUAAACGCCCGAAGUACACGCGGAGCAAAACAGGGUGUCUGACUUGUAGAGCCAAAAAGAUCAAGUGCGAUGAAGGCAAACCAAACUGUCACCGAUGUGAGCAUGCGCAUCGUGAGUGUACCUGGCCGGACCCGACGACAAUAAAGAAAAAAGUGCAGCCGCGCAAGACGUCUACUACUCAGGACAAUAUGUCGGCGUCGGAGGCUGCUUCCCGCUCUUCUGGCUCGCCUGCAUCGCGAGAUGCAACCCCGAGUACUCGGGACAUCGACGGUACUGUCAACCCCACUGCCAUGACCGAGCCGGAUCGCCGUUACAGUGGAUCUCAGGGAUAUCCUUAUGUGGAGUCCAAUGCUCCAAUGAAUAGGCGUCAGACUAAUGGUGGCUACAAUGCAACGUCUGAAGUAACCCCAAUGAGUUCUGGCACAACCAUUCCCUCAUACUCCUACGAUUUUCAUCCGUCUCCAAACGGCUCGAUUUCUUCCCGGAGUAACUCACGUCCAUCAACUGGAAACUCGCUUCCUCCAUCGCACUUCGGAGCUUCCGCAAACCAUGCAGCCAUGGAAUCUAGAGACUAUCCUCGAUGGGAGACUAUGCCUACCCACCGUGCUGAUGCGUCUUAUGCAUACUAUUCUACUACCUAG